This is a messenger RNA of Sinocyclocheilus grahami, 2258 nucleotides long. RefSeq names its product abscission/NoCut checkpoint regulator-like. The transcript is spliced from 12 exons. Gene Ontology annotation, biological process: mitotic cytokinesis checkpoint signaling; abscission. Gene Ontology annotation, cellular component: centrosome; midbody; cleavage furrow. The record is from RefSeq and is a predicted model, not a curated record. Gene Ontology annotation, molecular function: phosphatidylinositol-3-phosphate binding; metal ion binding. The coding region runs from base 141 to 1433 and encodes 430 amino acids. Lineage: Eukaryota; Metazoa; Chordata; Actinopteri; Cypriniformes; Cyprinidae.
UGCUCUUGAUUCAAGAGAAGCGUCAUUGAUAAAGUGCAUCUGAAAUGGUAACACACUCUAAAUGCAUGUGUUUAAUUACAAUCUUGAGCGUUUAAAGUCUCACACUGGCACCGUGUGUGCCUGAGGAAUCUGAGUAAGUCAUGGAUAAUCGCUGUUGUGGCUGUGCAUCAAAGUUCACUCUCUUCAGAAAAGAGUUGGGUUGUAGAAACUGUGGCCAUGCUUUCUGCUCUGGGUGUCUGGCAUUCAAUGCAAAAUAUGGAGACAGCCAGCAGAAAGUCUGCAAACAGUGUUAUGGGAACCUAACAAGCUCAGGCAACCAGAGUGAUGCUGGCAGAUGGUCCCCACCUGAAAACUACAAAAAGCGAGUUGCUGCUCUUGAAGCCAAACAAGCUGCGCAGAACCAGCCGUCCAGACCUGCGGGAGCGAGAAGCAGCUCUGUGAGUCUGGUUUCUUCCAGAGGACUCAGUAAAGAGGACCAGAUCAUCGCAGAACGACUCAACAAGCUGAAAGAGGAAGCCAAGCCACAGUCCAUACCAUCAGAGAAGGAGCUGGAGUCUCGUCUCGCUGCGUUAAGAGCCCCGCUUCAGUCCUUCGUGCCGUCUGCUAAAGACACGGAGGAGCGUCUGGCUGCCCUACAGGGACGACCGUCGCCCUCUCAAGCCCCACGGCCUGUUCAUCAGCCGCCCGACAGCAGGACUCAGACAGAGCAGACCAAUGAUUUGAUCGCCCAGAUGACAGAAGAAGUUGCUAUUGAUAACCAGCAUCCAUCUUCAGAGGAUGGACCAUUAAACGAUCUUAAUAAGCAAGAGGGCGGGGGUGUGAAUGAGAACGAGGAUGAGGGCGAGCUGUCAAUCAAACAGCUGGAGGCGGAGAACAGCCGUGUGCUGGAGGAGGCCAUGCAGGAGCUGAAGAAAGACAAACACAACCAGCAGCAGAUGCUGGAGAUGGCCAGGAGACUGGCUUUCCUGCAGGGACGGGAUCCUGAGCAGGUCAGACUGUCAGAUUUCCAGCAGCCUGACAGUGAUGAGGAGACGGAGGAAGAGGCCAUCAACAGAGUGAUGAAGCGGUUAUCAGAGGAAGCAGCUUUAGAUGAGGCCAGCGGCUACAACAUCCCACCAGAGCUCAGCGGCCCGAUGAACAGAGAGAAGGACACGUCCAGCAGGAAACCGCUCUCAGUGCUGCGUUCUAAAUCAAAGCCGGCCGCUGCUGCCUCACAGAUCCAGCGUGUAAAAGAUGAUGAUAGGGAUGAGGAUGAUGAUGAAGAGCUGCCGUGGUGCUGCAUCUGUAAUCAGAACGCCACCAUUCGCUGCCACACGUGUGAGCGAGAUCUGUACUGCGCCCGCUGCUUUAGGGAAGGUCACGACAAAUAUGACAGAAAAGAGCAUCGCACUUCCUCAUAUACGGCCCCUAAGAAAGGCAAGAAGAAACCCUGAAACCUUCACGAGCAGCCGUAUGAUUUAGGUGAUUAACUUAUUUAAUUGUAGCCAACAGAAAAUAAUAAUGUCGCUUAAAUAUGCUUCUGACAACACAAAGUAGCCUUAGACUCAGGAUUGUUCAAAGUGUGAAAAUUAUGUUGUUAUCAUCGUUGGUGGAAUUAAUAGACUCUUAGAAGCUGUAAUAUGACCAUCUGUAAAUAUAAAACUGGACUGGACUUUAAUAAAAGACUUGCAGGUCAUGUGCACUAGAGAACUAGUUCUUCACGUCGCGUCUUCUCUUUGCUGGCAUUUCCAUGUUGUCAUGAAUAAUUCAAAGGCCAGUAUUGAGGGUAAGCAGAGCGCUGUCAGAGACGAAUGACAGGAAGUCCAGUGCAUUAGUGUUCCAGAGCCAUACUGACAUUUAAGACGCUACAUGACUUCACUGGCUUGUACUGUACUGUUAUCUGUUGGCAUCAGCAUUGGCAGACAUAACAAAAAGACAAAAUCAACAAUAAAUGGAAAACAUUGAAUGUGCUAAGUGUGUUAUGUGUGUGUGAACUGUACACUGAGUUAGUCAAAGCACAUAUCAGCACAUCAGCUGCUUUACUGUGUUAUCACUUUAUGACCUCGUGUGUGUGUGUGUGUGAGUGAGUGAGAGAGUGAGAGAGUGUGUGUGUGUGUGUGUAUACAGUAAAUCAGUGUUUGACCUUCAGCCCACAUACAUUCUGUAGUUACAUCACACUCCAGGACGUAGUCACGACCUGAAAAGCCUAGAACAUGGUUUUUAUUGUAUUGUAUUUUAUUUACUAUUACUUUUACUUUAUUUUGAGCAUUACACCUGUA